CUUCGCCAACCAUUCUUAGCAGAAAAUCCAUUGAUGUGCGAAAUGAUGACGACGUUCUGGUUCUCUCCUAAGUCAAAAUUAAAAACGAUCAUUAUGAAAAAGGCAAACAAGUCUAAGAGCCGUGGUAUUCGGUUCGUGUCGAAUAUCACCCCAACCACACAUGGGCCUGGCUCUCGAACGUUUCGUGCCGAAGAUAUCUCAUUUCAAAUUAUCAACAACGAGCAGCUGCACACUGCUUCUGCACCUUACGAGUUGACAAUAGAGGUUGACGAAUUAAUUUACCCAUCAACAAAUUCUCGCCGCUCGAAAAAAACCAACGAACCACCCAGGCCUCAAAACAGUUUCCUUUUGUUUCGCAAGGACUUUGAAGCUAAAUACAGGUCCAUCCACCAAGAUGAAAAAAUUACUGCCGACAAAAUUUCAUUUUUAGCUGCUCAAAAGUGGAAUGAACAACCACCUUUGGUGAGAAUAUUUUUUAGACAAUUAGAAGACAAGGCCCUCAAGAAACACAAGGAAAUGUUUCCAACUUAUCAAUAUCAACCUCAUAAGAAAAGACAAGAACUCAAAAACAAUAGUUUAGUGGAAGCUAACUGUAUAAAUUUUUGGACUUUGCCGCCACAAAAUGUUGAAACUUCUGGACCAUCUCCGGAAACAUUAUAUUCAAGCACUACAAAUGCAUUCUAUACUAACUCACAAUACGACUCACAAGAUUACCUACAAAACGUUGCAAUUACCGGACCAUCUCCGGAAUCAUUAUUCUAUCCUAACUCACAAGACGACUCACAAGAUUACCUACAAAACGUUGAAAUUACCGGACCAUCUCCGGAAUCAUUAUUCUAUAAUAACUCACAAGAUGAUUCACAAGAUUACCCACAAGAUGACCCACAAGAUUACCCACAAGAUGACCCACAAGAUGACCCACAAGAUGACUCACAAGAUGACUCACAAGAUGUAGACUCACAAGAUGACCCACAAGAUGACCCACAAGAUGACCCACAAGAUGACUCACAUGAUGACCCACAAGAUGUAGACUCACAAGAUUACUUACAAGAUGUAGACUCACAAGAUGACCCACAAUAU
This is a messenger RNA of Racocetra persica, 1080 nucleotides long. Lineage: Eukaryota; Fungi; Glomeromycota; Glomeromycetes; Diversisporales; Gigasporaceae. The record is from the annotation of a GenBank genome assembly.